Messenger RNA from Dacryopinax primogenitus, 1887 nucleotides. RefSeq lists its product as uncharacterized. NCBI's taxonomy places the organism in Eukaryota, Fungi, Basidiomycota, Dacrymycetes, Dacrymycetales, Dacrymycetaceae. The record is from RefSeq and is a predicted model, not a curated record. The transcript is spliced from 2 exons. The coding region runs from base 1 to 1887 and encodes 628 amino acids.
AUGCAAGGAUAUACCCAGGCCAUCUCCUCCCCCGCAAGGCCGCCCCGUGCACUCUUCAUCGCCGACAUCCUCCAUCUUAUAUUCGACCACACCACCACGCGUUCACUCGCCGCUUGCACUCGUAUAUGUAAAGCAUGGUUUAUCCCCGCUAUCAGUGUGUUGUGGAGACGCGCUACUAGGGCGAGAGGGAUAUGCGAAGCGAUCGAUCUAGCUAAUGAGCCCUCAUGGGACAGAGCCAAACGAGCACGAGCGAUCUUCUAUCUUUCUCACGUUGUGACACUCGAGUUUGCCCUCACAGACGAACCCGACUACUUCCACGAACCCUACGCCAUCACCACCCCCUCUCUCCAAAUGCUCGCUUUCCUCCCCUUCCCCGCCCUCAACUCGCUGAUAUUCAGCCUUCCCCACCCUGGAAAGCUUGCAAUAGCCCUUGCACUCGCACGUCCCGAGACGCAUACCGUCCGACUCCUCCUAUUGGAUACACCGCCCGAUAGCACGACUAUACCACUCCUCGCUCUCCUUCCUGCAUUACGCGAACUCGGGCUCUUCGUUCAACGACAGGAAACGCACUGGCCAGGCCCCCGGAUGCUUGACGCCCUCCCCCAACUCCGCUCCGUGCGGAAAUUUCACUUAAAAGGUACCACCCUGGCGUUGGAUCAUAUCCGCUCCUUGGGGCGUAUGGAGCGGCUCGAGGAGUUGCUCCUGACUCUCUCUCAGGACGGUCCUCCCUCGCCCCUACCGGCAUCCGCUCUUCUCCCCGGUAUAUUAGCUCCUCGACCACAGGAAAAUGCCUUCCCCUCUCUCAAAAGCAUAGAAGCGCACAACAGUACCCCGCUCUUCCCCAUUCUCCAGCUCCUCGCCUCGCUCUCCUCCACCACCCCUCUCGAGCAGCUUAUCCUCCGCAUGAUCUGGACCGACCCGGCCUUGCAUCAUGCGCUCCUCAAGCUACUAGAAGGGAGACGAGGACUGCGAGAACUUCCCUGGGGACUGCUGAGUGCGCCAGAACCGGCGAUCCCGCUGUACGGAGAGCUGGUACAAGAAGCGUACACCUUCCACCCCCUCGCACGCCUACCAGAGUUAAGGAUCUUAGACCUAACCCUUACUUCCCACACGCCGCGCUUCCUCCCCUGCCUCACCCGUUCCCUACUGCAAGAGCUGGCAUCCCUGUCCCACCUCCAAGAGCUGAGAUUGGUCACUUUCGACUACUCGUUCCACUACCUGUCGCUCGAACAUAAUCCAGGGAUCGCCCUCGGAGAUCUGGGGCUGCUGGCACAAGGAUGUAGGGAACUUCGUGUCCUUCAAGUGGAGUUCUACGCCCCCGAAGCGAUCGACACUCGUCUACCACACGACAACCGUAUCACUAUUGGCGCAAGCACUGACGCCAACAGUACCAACGCCUGGCUCCCCCCACCGCACCCUCUCCCCUCUCUCCGCCGUCUUCUUCUCGCCUGGUCCCGCCUCCCUCCGCCUUCCCCCAGGCUAACAGCAGCAGCGAAGUGGACUGCAGUUUCCUUCCCUAACGCUCGCCUUGGAUGGGGAAGAUGGGCGCAUGAGGGUAUGGAUGUAGAAGAUGGGGUUUGGGAGGGGCCUUUCGGAGAAUUGCUGGGGGAGGGAGGAGGACCAGAGGCGCGCAUGGAUGAGGCGGUUGCGCCAGGGGCCGGAGCAGCUCAGGAUGCGGGCCACGCUGCGCCGGUCCAACCUAUGCCAGCCGAUGGGGUGCAGGGAGGGCAAACAGAGCACAGGGAGGGACAGGACGUAGGCUAUGCAGGUAUCCACCUGGCCCGGAGGCGGGCGAGGGCCUUUGCGUUGGAGGUCGAGAUGUGGCAGAGGGUGUAUAGGGAGGGAAGGUGGGAAGGGGAGGAGCAGGGUGUUGGACUGUGUGGAUGA